GUCAGCCAGCUUGCGCUUUCAUAGUUUUACCUCCACCUUUUCUCCCAUGUUCUCUGCUUUGAAAACAACUACUUUUGCUCGUGGUUUUGCCACCCAAGCUUCCCGCGGUCUCAAUGAAGUUGUCAUUGUCAGUGCAGCUAGAACUCCUGUUGCUAUUUUCAAUGGCUCUUUCAAGUCACUUUCUGCUCCUCAACUUGGUGCCAUCGCGGCCAGAGCUGCCAUUGAUCGUGCUGGUCUCAAGCCCGAGCAGAUUGAAGAAGUGUACCUUGGCAAUGUUCUCCAAGCUAAUAUUGGUCAAGCUCCAGCUCGCCAGGCUACUUUGGCUGCAGGCUGCCCUGAAUCAACCGAAGCUACUACCAUCAACAAGGUGUGUGCUUCCGGUAUGAAGGCUGUCAUGAUGGCCACUCAAAAUCUUCAACUCGGUGUGCGUGAUAUUAUGCUUGCUGGUGGAAUGGAAAGCAUGACCAACGCUCCCUACUACUCUCAACGCAACAUCGCCUUUGGCCAUCAGCAAUUGAGUGAUGCUAUCAUCAAGGAUGGUCUGUGGGACCCCUACAACAAUUUCCAUAUGGGAAACUGCGCUGAAAACACCGCCGUAAACUAUAAGAUAUCUCGUGAAGCACAGGAUGAGCAUGCCAUUGAAUCAUACAAGCGUGCUGCUGAAGCUUGGAAGAACGGAGUCUUCGAUGCUGAAAUCGCUCCUGUCACGAUCAAGAGCAAGAAGGGUGACACCAUCAUCAAGGAGGACGAGGAAUACAAAAAUGUAAAGUUCGAUAAGAUUCCUACCCUUCGCCCAGUGUUCAAGAAGGACGGAACUGUUACGGCUGCAAACGCUAGUACCAUCAAUGAUGGUGCUUCAGCUCUUGUUUUGAUGACCCGUCAAAAGGCUCAAGAACUUGGUGUCAAGCCAUUGGCUCGUAUUGUCUCUUAUGCUGAUGCAGCCACCAAGCCUGUUGAUUUUACCAUUGCACCUUCUCUAGCCCUUCCCAUUGCCCUCAAGCGUGCAGGUCUUGAACUCAGCGACAUUAGUUUGUUUGAAUUCAAUGAAGCUUUCAGUGUUGUUGCUCGUGUUAACGAACAGAUUCUCGGUCUUGAUUCUUCCAAGGUCAAUGUAGCGGGUGGUGCUGUAGCUCUCGGUCACCCUAUUGGUUCCUCGGGAUCUCGCAUCAUUGUUACCCUGACCCAUCUUCUCAAGUCGGGUCAAUUUGGAGCUGCCGCUAUCUGCAACGGUGGAGGUGCAGCAAGCUCAAUCAUCAUCCAGAAAGAAUAAGGCAUCGGUCACGCUAAACGGCACCAUAGAUCAUUUGUGUUUCAUUCGUUCAAUAAAAAGCUACAUUACCCCAUGAUUCAA
Messenger RNA from Umbelopsis ramanniana AG, 1351 nucleotides. RefSeq lists its product as uncharacterized. Gene Ontology annotation, molecular function: acetyl-CoA C-acetyltransferase activity. Bases 47 to 1270 code for a protein of 407 amino acids. NCBI's taxonomy places the organism in Eukaryota, Fungi, Mucoromycota, Umbelopsidomycetes, Umbelopsidales, Umbelopsidaceae. The record is from RefSeq and is a predicted model, not a curated record. The transcript is spliced from 12 exons. Gene Ontology annotation, biological process: fatty acid beta-oxidation.